Molecule: messenger RNA, 7905 nt
Organism: Dromiciops gliroides (monito del monte)
Lineage: Eukaryota; Metazoa; Chordata; Mammalia; Microbiotheria; Microbiotheriidae
Gene: SYNM
Product: synemin
Exons: 5
Coding region: 192-4013 (1273 amino acids)
Biological process (GO): fast-twitch skeletal muscle fiber contraction; intermediate filament cytoskeleton organization
Cellular component (GO): costamere; neurofilament cytoskeleton; intermediate filament
Molecular function (GO): structural constituent of muscle; intermediate filament binding; vinculin binding
Source: RefSeq, a predicted model, not a curated record
CCGAACCCCACCCAAUCCUCCGUUAUGUCAUGUUGCUUUCCUAGCCUUAGUCCCAGAGUCGCUAGGACUCCGGAGCUGCUGGAUCGUCACCUCCGCUGCGAGGGGAAAAGUGGGGGGAGGGGUCAAGUCUUGGACAGGAGGGGGACAGUUCUCAUCCCGAAAUUCCACCGCCCCCCAAAAACGAAGCCACGAUGCUACACUGGAGGAUGCUGGGGGGAGAUGAGAAAGCUCAGCUUCAGGAGCUCAACGCCCGCCUUUACGAGUAUGUGUCCCGGGUGCGGCAGCUGGAGCAGGAGAACCAGCAGCUCCUGGACGAGCUGCAGAACCGGAGAGGGGAGGAGGACUGGUGGGCGGCAUGGCAGGGACGCUACCAGGCGGAGGUGAGCAGCCUGAGGCGGCAGCUGGAGGAGCUUAGCUGGGACAAGUCCCUGGCCGAGGGGGAGCGGGACAGCCUGUGGCGCGAGCUGCAAGAGCUGCAGCAGCUGAGCCGGGAAGCGCGCGCUGUCCGGGGCCAGCUGGACGCCGAGCUGGGCGCGCAGCGGCAGCAGCUGAAGGAGGCCCUGGGCGCCCGGGCCGCCCUGGAAGCCCUGCUGGGCCGCCUGCAGGACGAACACCAGCGCCUGCUGGAGGGGCACGAGCGGGACGUGCGGGAGCUGCGGCAGCAGGUGUCCACCUUCUCCCUGCAAUUCCGCGCGCGUCAGCCUCCCCGGGAGCCCCAGCUCAAUCUGCAGGAGGUGCACGACAGCUACGCCCUCCUGGUGUCAGAGUCCUGGCAGGAAACUUUCCAGCUGUACCAGGACAAGGUGCGCGAGCUUGAGGAGAAGGUGAGGCGGGGGCAGGAGAGCCGGCAGGAAGCGGAGGAGGAGAAGCGGCUCUGCCAGCUCGAAGUGGAGUCCCUGCACCGAGAGGCCCAAGAGUUGGACCAGCUGCGCCAGAGGUUGGAGGAAGAGCUCCUGAGGAUGAGGGAAAAGUACGACCUGGAGAUGGAAGAGAACCAGAGAGUAAUUGACUUCCUGGAAGAUGAAAAGCAGAAUUUGACCAUGACCCUCACAGAUCGACUAAAGGAUUACCAGGAACUAUUACAAGUGAAAACAGGCCUAAAUCUUGAAGUUGCAACUUACCGAGCCUUAUUGGAAGGAGAAAGUAAUCCAGAGAUACUGGUAUGGAUGGAGCACAUACAGAAUGUUCCACGAGAAGUCAGGAAUACAUCAUGCCAGUAUGUCAAUUCAAUAUUACAAAGAGAAAACAAACGGAAUAUAUUCUCCAGGGAGAAAAUAACCUCAUCAAAUAAAAACAUCUCAACACCAUAUACAAAACGAUCAACAUUCUUUGGACCACAAGCUACUAUAGUAACUGGAAGUGCUCCAAGAAAAGAUUUCCUGGGUCCAAGCUAUUCUUCCUCUUCCACUCUUAGACAAGAAACUUCAUAUGAAAGAACUGCAAAAGAUCACGGUGAGCUCAGAACACUUCCUACAACACGUGGCCUUUUGAGAAGCAUAGAACCCCAGGUGAAAGUGAUUCCUGACAUCCAGAAAACAGAAAGUAGAAGUAGCAUCACCACCUAUUUAACCAAAGAAUCAACAAGUGCUCAAAAACCAAGCCAACAACAUAAAGAUGUAAGGAUGAGUACAUCUGCAAGCACUCAAUCUCAUGAAAGGAGUGUUUUUCAGGGAAAGAAAACAGAGGAGAGGGUGUCUACAGAGGAGAGAAAACACAAAAUAGAACCAACUAAACCUAGACAAGAGGAGAAGAUGUUUGAUUCUAAAGAAAAGGCUUCUGAGGAAAGAAAUUUAAGAUGGGAAGAAAUGACUAAACUAGAUAAGGAAGCAAGAGAGAGGGAAAGUAUGCAUUUGAAGGGAAAGGCUAAAGGAGGUGAAUCAACUAAGGAGAGAACUACAAUAUUUGGAGAAAAAAGAGAAAUACAGAUACCUGUUAGCUUUGAGGGGCAAGGGCAUGGAAAAGCAUCACAAAAUGACAAAGUAGAAUUAUCAGUAAAAGAUAUACAAACAUUUCCAAAAAAGGGUGCCAGUGAUAGUAAAACGAAGUGGACAGAUGAGAGAGGGCUGAAGUUCAAGGUGGAUACCAGUGAUGCUGUUGACUCUACAAAAGAUGACUCUACAAGAAAAACGAUAGCAGAAAAUAUUGUUUCCAGUAUUCUUCAGCAAUUUGUGCAGCCUUCUGACUCGGAAACAUCUGUUGGGCCUUCUCUGGAUACAAAAGUCACUUACAUGGAAAGGAAAGAACUUCCUGGUGAUGGGAAGGCAAAGACUGAAAUUAUUGUGGAGUCUAAAUUGCUUGAAGAGAUAGAUGUUUCAGAUGAAGAUAGCUUGAAGCAUCUCCUAAGCAAGGGUGCUAAGGAAGUAGAGAUUAAAGGGAAAUCAGCAGAAAGCAUGAUAGGGGAUAUAAUAAAUCUCGGCCUGAAAGGAAGAGAAGGGAGAGCGAAAGUAGUUAAUGUUGAGAUUGUUGAAGAGCCACUAGGAUAUGUAACUGAUGAGAGGACUGACUUUUCAACACCAUUUGAGGUAGAGGAAGUAGAUGACGUCUCUCUAGGCCUGGAGAGGCAUUACAGUGAUGAGGAAGGUGAUGAAGAAACAAGUAUUGCCUUCUCAGGUAAUCAACUUAAAAAGACAACACAACCUCAUCAGAACAUAACUCACUUUGAAGAAGUAACUGAAGCAAGUGACUCUGAAGGAGAGCAGAGAUACUUCGUGUCUACUCCAGAUGAAUCCUCUGGGGUUUAUGAUAAAGAUGAGGAUUCUGUGUAUGGGCAAAUUCACGUUGAGGAAGAAUCAACUAUCAAGUAUUCUUGGCAAGAUGAAGUUGCACAGAGCACAGAGAAAAGGAGAAAGAGAAACAAUUUGCCUGGAGAUGAAUUUUCAAGUACAUCAGAGAUCUUCUCUCCAGAAGAGGAUGUGGAUUAUAGUCACCUGAAGGAACAACCAAAAAGUGAUCAAUUGCAUGCUGAAUCCAUUGUCAUUGAAAAAGAAAUUAAAAUACCCCAUGAAUUCCAGACCUCUAUUAAAGAAAUCUUCUCCAAAGAUCCCAAACAUCAGCUGGUGGAGACACUCGGGCAGCUGGAAGGGAGCCUGCCUGAAAGUGUGAGAGAGGAGCUGUCUGUCCUCACUAAGGAGAGUCAGGGGGACGCUGGCAAUAUUUCAGUUAAAAAAUUUGAGAAAACCACUGAUAGUGGAUCAGUCACUAUUGUUGCAGAAGUCAAUCUCUCACAAACCCUUGAUGCAGAUCAAUUUGAUCUGGAACAACUAAGUAAAGAUGAUUCUAGCAAAGUAGAGAAAAUAUUACAGUCGGCAGUUCUAGAUAGUUUUGAAAAACACCAAGCCCAGGAACCGGAAAGCCCAGAUAGUAAAUAUGGUGUAGAAGUUUCUGGUUCCAGUAUUAAAUCGAAGCGUUGGGCCAGUAGAGAAACCUACAGUUCAUCUAGUGAGAAAGAUGAUGGUGGAGGAGAACAUUAUACUGCUGAACAUGUUUUUUGCCAAGGUCCAGUUUCUGCAACUGUGGAAGUUAGCAGUCCAAGAGGUUUUGCUCAAUCACAUGUCUUAGAGGAUGUAAACCAGUCUGUAAGGCAUAUUAAAAUAGGCCCCACUGAAAUUCGGAGGACAGAGCAAAUCUUUUAUGAAGGACCCACAUCAGGAGUGGUUGAGAUGGAUAUGACUAAUAGAGAAGAGACUCCCAGCACUGCUAGAAGCACACGAGAAACUACCAUAAUUUUUCCUGCAAGGAAGGAAGCAAAAGUUCACAUUGUGUCUGACGAUGGUGACUGGAAAGACAAUGAAAGCAAGAAGGACAAAGAAGCAAGUAUGAGUUUUCAGGUUUCUGCUGCUCAAGAUAAACAGGCUUACGGUGAACACGUCACAGAGAAGGCUAUGUUUGAUAAAACAGUACAGCUGCAGAGAAUGGUAGACCAAAGGUCAGUGAUUUCUGAUGAAAAGAAAAUUGCUCUCCUCUAUCUAGACAAGGAGGAAGAGGAGGAAGAGAAUGAUGGACACUGGUUUUGAAAAUUCAAACAGAUUGAGUUUUAAUAGUAUCUUAUAUAGUACCCUAACCAACACACUGAUAGUUUAAAUUGACUCCUUUUUCAAAGGGACUCACCAAUUGGGAUUGCUGAUCCCAAAUCCAAUUUGUUGUAUAAUUCCAAGAGAGAGCUCCAAAUAUUUUAAAUUUACUUCCUGGACCCCUUCAUGGAGGAGUCAUAUUAAUAUGUAGCAUAUUUUGAAAUUUUGAGAAUUUUGAAAAGUAACCAUUUAUUUCCUCUAAUCUUUAAGAGGUUUUUAACUGGAGUCUUCUGUCCAUUACCGGAGAUAGUUUAUCAGUUUUGUCCUUGGCCCUGGAAAUGUCAGACAUCUAUUUAAAUGAUAAGCUCUUAUCUGUAAUUAAGAUGCUUAAGAGUAACUAUAUUAAAAUAACAUUUAAGGGUUAAUUCAUUUGCAUGUGCUAAUAUCAUAUAAGCUAACAUUCUAGGGGAAAUAGACAAUUAGCUUGAAUCUCUUUGCCAGAGACAACAUUGCACUUUUAGGUUUAGCAUAGACAGUUUUACAGAAAAAGAAUUAUAACUAUAAAUUGCUGUUGAGUUCAGUAUUUUCAGGAAAACAUUUAAUUUGCCAUAAAAGGAAAAUUCUGUUCUUGGAUUUGAACCAACAGAUUUCAAUUUCCCUUACUUUAAAAAUGUCAUAUUUAUUUAUAGAGUGACCAACUAAAUAUUCUAUUAUAAUAUUUUUAGUCAGUAUGCCUAUUCUGUAUUAUAAAGCUUUAAGGAAUUAAAAGACUAGAAAUGUGUAUAGGUUAUAGAAUCAGUCUUAUUUCAAGUUGUAGUGUAUGGGGCAUAAAGAUAGUAAAGAUAUUACUUUGUAGCUUUGUGCUGCGAGUUCUGUCAUAACCCUAAGCAUAGGAAAAGCUCAGUUCAAGUUAUAUUACACUCAAACUUCUCUUUAACUUGAUGAAAUUCAUAGCUACUCAUAUUCAACACCAACAAACAUUUACUAAGCAUUUACUUUCUACAAGGUCAGGGAAGAUAGAUGGUCCCUACACUCAAGGAGUUUUUAUAAUCUUGUUAGUUAAUUCAACUCAUCAAAUAUAUACUAGGGAUAUAAGAGGUACAAAGAGAAUUCUGAUGUAAUUAAAGAGUAUAAAUGCCUAUAACACGAGGAGAUAUAAACAGUGUUAAGAAGCGUAGUUCCACAGAAAGUGCACGAGAUUUGGAGUUGGAAGCCUGGGGUUCAAUUCUCCAAUCUGCUACUUAUUAGCUAAGAGACCUUUGGCAAGAGAUGUAACCUCUGGAAAUUUUGGUUUUAUCAUCUAUCAAAUGGAGAUUAUAUGUACCAACUGAAAGGAUUUUUGUGAGGAAAAGACUUUGAAGUAGAAUAUGCUAUAUAAAUUUCAGUUGUUACUAUUAUUUUUGUAGAAAGAAGUUUGAGAUGCAGUCAAAUGAUAUUAAUCUAAAAUAUAUAUGAUGUGAAUCUAUAAUGACAUCAUAUAAAAUGAUAUAAAUCAGAUUAAUGUAGAAACCAAAUAUUAGGUGAAAGAUCUGCUGUAUAGUUGUUGUUGUUGUUGUUUUUGUUUUUGCUGGGCAAUGGGGGUUAAGUGACUUGCCCAGGGUCACACAGCUAGUAAGUGUCAAGUGUCUGAGGUCGGAUUUGAACUCAGGUCCUCCUGAAUCCAAGGCCGGUGCUUUAUCCACUGCGCCACCUAGCUGCCCCUGCUGUAUAGUUGUAAAAAGUAAAAUAUUGUACCUUAAAGAAAUGACAGUCAAAUGGCAAACCUCUUUAAAUACCAUUACUCAGGUCUUUUCCUUUCCAGACUCAGAGAUGAAAAAAGAAUAUAAAUUCUUGGUGAUUUUGUCCUUUGAGAAGAAAUAAAUAGUAAUUAUAAAUUUUGUUCAGGAAAGUAAAUAACAUGUUUAAAAAUACAAAAAGAGUUUCUGAAGGGUUGGGGUAGGGGAAGGAAUUGGCAACAGCUCCUAGAUCACAAUGUAGUACAAACUCACUAGAGAUUGAUACAGUGGGAUUGAAAAUGCUCCAUGGCACAGACUUAAGAGGCGUAUAUGUAUACACACAAUAUACAGUGGAGAUAAAGAUCGGAUAAUCACUGAGUUUUUAUUGGAUCAGCUUUUAUCAUAUGCUCUAAUAAUAUGAUUUAAAAGCUGCUAUCUUUAAAGGUGCAAGGGUAUCUCAUAAAAUAAUGUCUCUAGCAACACAAGUUGUAAUGUAUCAAGAAAAACAAUCAAUAUUUUUAGGCAAGGAGACAGGUUGUUUUUCCCUCAUGUUUCCUGUGUCUUUUGCAAUGGUGCCAUGUAACUGUGUAGGGUAGUAGAAGUGAGACAUCAAGUGCUAAGGGCAAUUUCAACUUCAGUGACAAAUUAUCUUGAUUUUAGGUUAUAAUUGGAUUUCAAAUUUGAUUUACCAUUCUCAAAUAUUUUAAUCUAAAAUAUGUGUAUAAUCAUAGAAAUUAUACUUUUAAACACUCUUUAAGGUAUCCUUUUAGCACCAUUUCUUUUUGGCAGCUGAGACAGAGAAGAUUUAUUGAAAGUGACUCGUCUUAAUCUGCAUAUUAUGGGGAGAUGCACAUUAAAUGUAGUCCAGCUUUUAAGAUGGUCGGUUUUUGUUUUUUUAAUAGCCCUCUCUGUGUAAAUGGAAGUAGAGAGAAAAAGGUGAUUCAUUUGAAUUGCAGUGUUUUAGUGCAUUCUUUCUCUCUGGCACAGAAUCAUAGGGUUUUGAGCUAGCAAGGACCCUUGAAACCAUCAAGUUCAACCCCAUCAUUUGGUAGAUGAUAAAAAUUAGACUCAGGAAAAGCAAAUGACCAGCUACAUGUCACCCAGGUGGCAAAGCAGGAGCAGAGCUGGAAUUAGAAUCAGAGCCCCAUCUCCUGACUUCAAACCCGGUGUGCUUUCCAUUUUGCCCCAUUCUCUCUCCUGUGGCCAGGAGUUAAAUGACAAUAUAACUCACCCUUCUAGAUUCAAUUCUGUUUCAGAGUUUUAUUUCAAAAUUGUGUGAGAAUUUUAGUUGCAGUCUGUACUGUUUAUGUCAUCAGAAUUCUUCAUAAAAUAUCCAUCAUGACAGUCUGUUUUAUUGCUUAGGAGAGAUCAUUUCUGCCUUAAGCUUUUUUACUUACACAACUCUUUUAGCUAACCAUCUUCAAGAUGUAUGUUUAUUUAAAAAAAUAACAUGGACAUAUUUAGUUAUUUAUUCUCUUUUCCAAAGAAGAAUUUUUAAAAAUUAACAUUCUUCUUGAAGUUGAAAUAUACUUUUCAAAGAAGAAAUCCUUAAACAGUGGUAGGUUUGGCAAUUUGCAGGCAAAACAUGAACUGUUACUAUUAUUUUGCCUUAUUACUUAGGAAUACCUCAUGCCUAUUUUAACUGUAUGACUAUAUAGCACGGCAGUUUAGUGUAGCCAACACAAAUAUAUCUAGGCAGUUUGAGAGCAGUCAAUUUCAUUAAACACACAUAUACACACAUAUGCACAAAAAUGAGUCAAGGCCACAAUUUUGCAUUGUUCAGGCAAAACACAGCACUCACUUACUACUGAACUUUUCACUUUUCAACAGAUUUAUCUGACACUAUGUAGACAUAACCUAUGAUUAUUUGAAGUGUAAUGUAAAAAAGAAACAAACAUAAAAAACCCUCUGAAGAGUAUGUUUAGAGACUGUUUUGUAGAUUAGCAGUUAUUAUGAGUCCUAUGUAUCUCUUCCAAUAUGAGAAAACCCUGAAUUCAGGUAGGGAAAAACACAUCAGGAGUGUUAAGACUUAAAUAAAAAUCUCAUACCAAAGAGUAAAAACUCACUAGGCCCCAAAAUAGAAUAAGAGGUCAUUCAUGUGGAUAUCAAAGAGAAUGUUUUUCAAAGAUUUUUUUGUUCUCACUGCUUCUUAAACUAUAAUUAAAGUAAUUUACUAAGCA